Gymnodraco acuticeps is the source of this 5737-nucleotide messenger RNA. RefSeq names its product dedicator of cytokinesis protein 2-like. Bases 1 to 5505 code for a protein of 1834 amino acids. The transcript has 51 exons. NCBI's taxonomy places the organism in Eukaryota, Metazoa, Chordata, Actinopteri, Perciformes, Bathydraconidae. Gene Ontology annotation, biological process: cell migration; small GTPase-mediated signal transduction; actin cytoskeleton organization. Gene Ontology annotation, molecular function: guanyl-nucleotide exchange factor activity; small GTPase binding; GTPase activator activity. The record is from RefSeq and is a predicted model, not a curated record. Gene Ontology annotation, cellular component: cytoplasm; plasma membrane.
AUGGCUCCUUGGACGAGGACCACAACAGAGCGGUAUGGUGUAGUUAAGUGGAAUUUUUUCGGGAAAGGAGAAAAGCAGCUUUCCCUUGAGGUAGGAGAUGCGGUCCAAAUCCAGGAGGUCUGUGAUGGAUGGUACAGAGGCCACCUGGUCAGGAACAAAGUCGUGUGGGGAGUGUUCCCUGCCAGUUUUGUCCAUCUUAGGGAGGUUGUCGUUGAAAAACGAGGAGGAGAGGAGGUUGUGCUGUCUGCAGAGAUGCCCUUGGUGAAAGAGGUGACCACCACUUUGAGGGAGUGGGGAAGCAUAUGGAAGCAGCUCUUUGUGGCCAACAAGCGGACGCGUGUGAAGCAGGUCCAGAGGCUGAUGUGUGAGCUUAUGGAGUGGCGUUCCCAGCUCCUGUCUGGCACUCUGCCUAGUGACGAAUUCAAGGAGCUCAAGCAAAAAGUCACCUCGAAGAUUGACUAUGGCAACAAGAUCCUGGAGCUGGACCAGGUGGUGAGAGACGAGGAUGGGAACAUCUUGGACCCCGAACGGGCAAACGUCAUCAGUCUUUUUCGGGCCCACGAGGAGGCUACAGCCAAGAUCAAUGAGCGCAUCAAAGAGGAGCAGUCCAACAUCCAGACGGACCACAGCGGGAUCUCCGCACGGAUCCAGUCGUCCCCCACCCACAGCCUCUACGUGUUUGUCAGGAACUUUGUCUGUCGCAUUGGAGAGGACUCGGAGCUCUUCAUGUCCCUAUACGACCCCGUCAAACAAGCCAUUAUCAGUGAGAACUACUUAGUUCGCUGGGGCAGCAAAGGAUUCCCGAAGGAGAUUGACAUGCUGAACAACCUGAAGGUUGUCUUUACAGACUUGGGUAACAAGGACCUGUGCAGAGAGAAGAUUUAUCUGAUCUGUCAGAUAGUGAGAGUGGGCAGGAUGGACCUAAAAGAGACUUUGAACAAGAAGUGCACCCAAGGCCUGAGGCGGCCCUUUGGGGUGGCAGUGAUGGACAUCAGUGAUAUCAUCAAAGGGAAGAUUGAAUGCGAUGAAGAGAAGCAGUUCUUUAUCCCAUUCUUCCCGGUAGUUGCUGAGAAUGACUUUCUACACUCCUUGCUGAACAAAGUGACAGCGUCACGAGGAGACAGUGGCGGGCAAGGUCUGUGGGUGACUUUGAAGACUCUGGUCGGAGACAUAGUUCAGAUCCGGAAGGAAUACCCUCACCUGGUGGACCGCAGCACCGUGGUGGCCCGCAAGCUGGGCUUCCCGGAGAUCAUUAUGCCGGGAGACGUGCGCAACGACAUCUACCUCACCUUACAGGGCGGCGACUUCGACAAAUACAACAAGACGACACAGAAAAACGUGGAGGUCAUCAUGUGGGUCUGCGAUGAGGAGGGCAAGGUCAUACAGAACUCCAUCUGUUUGGGCGCAGGGGAUAAGGCGGUCAGUGAGUACAGAUCCGUCAUCUACUACCAAGUCAAACAGCCCCGCUGGAUGGAGACAAUUAAGGUGGCUGUUCCCCUGGAAGAAAUGCACAGGAUUCAUUUACGCUUCAUGUUCAGACACCGCUCUUCCCAGGAGUCGAAGGACAAGAGCGAGAAGAACUUUGCCAUGGCCUUUGUGCGUCUGAUGAAGGACGACGGGACAGUUCUGCAAGAUGGACUGCAUGACCUUGUAGUCUUCAAGGGUGACAGCAAGCGCAUGGAAGACGUGAACUGCUACCUCUCACUGCCUUCGACCCGCAACAACCACAGCGACAACCACAAGGGGUCAGUGCUGAGUCGCAGCUCCAGCAACGUGUCCGGGAGUGGAGGCCUGUCCGUCAGCUCCAGAGACAUCUUCUGCACCUCCACCCUGGUCUGCUCCACCAAGCUCACCCAGAAUGUGGGCCUGCUGGGGCUGCUCAAGUGGAGGAGUCGACCCGAAUUCCUCAAAGAGAACCUUGAGAAACUCAAAAUGAUUGAUGGAGAGGAGGUGGUCAAGUUUCUUCAGGACACUCUGGAUGCCUUGUUCAGCAUCAUGAUGGAGCACUCUCAGACUGACGACUAUGACAUACUCGUUUUUGACGCCUUGAUAUACAUCAUAGCUCUGAUUGCUGAUAGGAAGUUCCAGCACUUCAACACAGUGUUGGAGGCCUACAUCAAGCAGCAUUUCAGUGCUACACUCGCAUACAAGAAGCUGAUGUCGGUGUUGAAGAGGUAUCUGGACGUGUCCAGCCGAGGCGAACAGUGUGAGCCCAUCCUCAGAACCCUCAAAGCCCUCGAGUACAUCUUCAAGUUCAUCGUCCGAUCACGCAUGCUCUACUCCCAGCUGUACGAGGGGAAGGAGCAGGCGGAGUUUGAGGAGUCGCUGAGGAGGCUCUUUGAAUCCAUCAACAGCCUGAUGAGGACAGACUACACCACCACUCUGCUGCUCAGGGUUGCUGCUCUGAAGUACCUGCCAACAGUCCUGCAUGAUGUUGAGAAAGUGUUUGAUGCCAAACUUCUCAGUGAGUUGCUGCAUGACUUUUAUUCCUGCAUCCCCCCUGAGGUACUCCAUGAACAGAAGGUGAACUCACUCCAGAAACAGAAGGUGGCCUCCAUGACUGAAAUCGUCAGCAGCAAACUCUUCCAGAGACAAGAGUGCCGUGAUGUCCUGUUACCCAUGAUGCUGCGGGAGUUGGGUGGGGCACUUGCCAGCAUGGCUGACGGGCCUCACGAUGAGAGGAGAAAUAGUCUGGAGCUGCUCAACAACAUUCUGGAGGUCCUCAGCCGGGACAGUGUGGGUGAAACCUUUCAACAUGUGCAGGACAUUGUGGUGUCUCUGCUGAGGAUCAUCAACCGGACGGUCAUCACGAUGGGAAGAGAGCACGCCCUAAUCUCCAGGGUGGUAGCCUGCAUGACAGCUAUACUCAGUCAGAUGGAUGAUCGUCACUAUGAGACAUACAUAGAAACCUUCGCUGGAUCCUCUGAUCUGGUGGACUUCCUGAUGGAGUCCUUCAUGCUUUUCAAGGAUCUGAUUGGGAAACAUGUGUACCCCUCGGACUGGAUGGCCAUGAUCAUGGUACAGAACAGAGUGUUCCUGAGAGCUAUCAACACCUAUGCCGACACAAUGAACCAGAAGUUCCUCAAUAACGACGACUUUGAAGUACAGUUGUGGAAUAACUACUUCCACUUGGCGGUGGCGUUUAUUACCCAGGAAUCUCUGCAGCUUCAGCAUUUCUCGCCAACUAAGAGGAACAAGAUUCUCGCCAAGUAUGGUGACAUGAGAAGACUCAUUGGCUUCGCUAUACGCGACAUCUGGUACAAACUAGGCAGCCAUAAGAUCUGUUUCAUCCCUGGCAUGGUGGGUCCCAUCCUGGAGAUGACUUUGAUCCCAGAAGAAGAGCUGAGGAGGGCCACCAUCCCCAUCUUCUUCGACAUGAUCACCUGUGAAAAUGCACACUCUGGAAACUUCCAGAAGUUUGAGAAUGAGAUCAUUCUGAAGUUGGACCAUGAGGUGGAGGGUGGAGGAGGAGACGAGCGAUACAUGCAACUACUGGAGACCAUCCUGCUGGACUGUGCAGCAGAGAAGCCCCCACUGAGGCCACAGGUACAGCACUUUGUCUCCUUGGUGAAGGGACUCCUCAUUCGUCUCCUUGACUACCGCACCGUGAUGAACGAUGACAGCCGCAACAACCGCAUGAGCUGCACCGUCAACCUUCUUAACUUUUACAAGGACAUCAAUCGUGAAGGGAUGUAUAUCAGGUACCUUUACAAGUUGAGGGACCUUCAUCUGGAGGGUGAAAACUACACGGAGGCAGCAUACACACUGCUGCUCCACUCCCGCCUGCUCAAGUGGUUGGAUGAGAUGUGCAGCCCCCAGUUUGAGUUCCACGGCUCCCAAACGCAGCGGCAGCUCAAAGAAACGCUCUACGACACCAUCAUCGACUACUUUGACAAGGGCAAGAUGUGGGAAGAGGCCAUCACUCUCUGUAAGGAACUGGCUGAACAGUACGAAAACGAGAUCUUUGACUACGAGUUACUCAGCAAGAGACUGGAGAAACAAGCCAAGUUCUAUGAAAACAUCAUGAAGAUCUUGAGGCCUAAGCCGGACUACUUUGCAGUGGGCUACUACGGACAGGGCUACCCUCCAUUCCUCAGGAACAAGGUGUUUAUCCACCGUGGAAAGGAGUACGAACGCAGAGAGGACUUCCAGAACCAUCUGAUGAGCCAGUUCCCCAGCGCUCUGCACCUCAACACCACCACCAUGCCAGGAGACGACAUCAAGAACUCUCCACUGCAGUAUAUCCAGUGUUUCACAGUGCAGCCAGUCCUCGAGAUUCCUCCUCGCCUGAAGAACAAACCUGUUCCUGACCAGAUCAUCAACUUCUACAAGUCCAACUACGUGCAGCGCUUUCACUAUUCCAGACCGGUGAAGAAAGGACCUGUGGACCCAAACAAUGAAUUUGUUUCAAUGUGGAUUGAACGCACGACCUUCACCACUGUGUACAAGCUGCCAGGGAUCCUGCGCUGGUUUGAGGCUACGGACAUGAAACAUACCACCUUGUCUCCAUUGGAGAACGCCAUAGAGACCAUGGAGUCCACCAACGAGAAGAUUCUCACCAUGAUCAACCAGUAUCAGGCUGACUGGACCCUUCCCAUCAACCCCCUCUCCAUGCUGCUCAAUGGCAUUGUGGACCCAGCUGUCAUGGGCGGCUUUGCCAAGUAUGAAAAGGCGUUCUUUACCGAAGACUUCACUCAGCAGCACCCGGAGGACAGAGACAAACUGCUGCGGCUUAAGGACCUCAUCGCAUGGCAGAUCCCUUUACUGGGUGGUGGGAUCGCUCUCCAUGGCAAGAGAGUGAUGGAGGCCCUUCGUCCUUUCCACGAGCGCAUGGAGGAGUGUUUCAAACAGCUGAAGAAGAAAGUGCAGAAGGAGUACGGAGUGAGAGAGCUGCCGGAUUUGGAUGAGAGGAAGUCUACUCGUCCUCGCUCCAUGCUGCGCUCCCUUCGUCAGUCCAUCAUCUCCAUCUCCUCACUGCAGGGAUCUGAAUGUGGGACUCCAACCAAGCUCCAUGCAGACAGGGACUUCCCCCCCGAUUCCCCCACCUCCGGGAGCUCCACCCUGCCGCGCUCCAGUGGCAGCAUGACUGGAAGUUUAUCGGAGGGAAUGGUGACGGUGGGUGAUGCCGAGGUCAAACUGAGGAAGAGUAAGAAGAAGAAGAAGAGGAGCAGCAUGAUCUUCAUCACAGAGGAAAGAGAAAGGAUUCAUACAAUGGAUAGCAAACGGCUGUCCAAGAAACAGGAGUUCCGCAGUGACACCAACCUGUGUGAGCCGAAUGAAGGAAGUGUGUCGCUCACUAAUGCCAACUCCAGAUCCCUGCCCGCCAUCACAGGUCUGUCCUUGGCGGUGGUGGCUGGAAUGGAGGAUGUGGACUCUGUCAGAGCAAGGAGGGACAGUAAGAGCAUGUCUGUCUGUGGGACCUCUGACAGAACAGCAGACAGGCGCUCAAAGGGCGUCAUCAACCUCAUCUUCAAGUCCAAGAGCUCCAAAUCAGAGAAGAUGUGAAGCCCGGUGACUCAGCCAGGCAGGGCCAAUCAUUUAUGAAAUGCAUAUUUUUGUAUUUUAUUUUAACUUUACUUAUCUUUACGCUUUUGUUAAAGUAAGUUCACAUAAAUAUGCAAGCAAAACCAAAUGAUGCUCUCAGUCAGUCAGUCAGUCAGUCUCUCAGUCUCAGUAUUGCUGUUGCCUUAAUAUAAUUGAUUGUAUCUGUCAAUAAAGACUAUUUUUGUGGUGUGAC